GACGGACAUUUCUGGGUCGUCCCAACAAGAUGUACUUCGGGUCGGCGGCUCGACCCGAACACACGGAGCACACGGGCCUCCUGAACGCCACCUCUCAGGACCCCGUCACCGUGACGACCGCCUCCAUGCCCUCCUCUCCGUCCUCGAGCGGGCGCUACCAGGGCCUGGGCCACACCCCCGCCCCCCACUCCAUCUCCGCCCCCGCGGGGUUCACGACCUCAUCCUGGGAGGACGACAGCGACAGCUCGCCGACACAGCCGGUGGUCGGACCCUGACCCAGACCCUGAACCUGACCCAGACCCUGAACCUGACCCAGACUCUGAACCUGACCCAGACUCUGAACCUGACCCUGACCCAUAUCCAGACUCAUGAGACCCUGACAGAACCAGAAGAACUGAAAACUGAGUCUGAACUACAAAAAACGAUGAAAACAACAGAGAGCAGGAGAGAACUCUGUGCGGUCAAAGCCAUGUCUGUGAAGAAUCUGGAUUAUUUAACAGAAACUGUCCAGAUUUUAUGUUUCUAAUCUGUAUUUGCUGUCAGAUGAUGUAAUCUGAAGGAUGAUGGUGGUCUUUGUUUGUAUCCUUCAGAAAGCUUUAACUGUAUGUAAAUAAACAACAUGUCUGCAUAACCAUCAAAA
Molecule: messenger RNA, 640 nt
Organism: Austrofundulus limnaeus
Lineage: Eukaryota; Metazoa; Chordata; Actinopteri; Cyprinodontiformes; Rivulidae
Product: transmembrane protein 184C
Source: RefSeq, a predicted model, not a curated record